AUGGCGGCACGGGUCGAGUGGAUGGGGCUGAUUGCGCUGCUGGCGCUGCUUGUGCUGCUGGGGUCAGAGUGUGGCGUGUGCGCAACGGACGAUGCCGUGGUGGCUGCAGACGAUGCCGGCAACGUGCACAUCAGCGCGACGGCCGAGUCGCGCGUGUACAUCAACGGCGUGGAUGUGCUGGCGCGUCUGGCCGUGCUGGAGGGCGUGGAGCAGCUGCUGAUCGAUCUCCAUGGCGGGGCUGCCGGCGGCAGCGUGCCGCUGGCGUAUGCGGUGCUGGGAGGCCUUGCCAAUGGCCAGACUCAUUUUGUUAUGGACUUUAGCAAUCUGUCUCGGGAAUGGCGGAGCACAGUGGGGCCAUACCGUCAUAAUGGCAGCGGCAGGAACUUUUGCAACCCGCUCUCGCCCAACGCAGCCGACACAAACACGUCGGUGUGCUACAUCUUGAGCAUGCCGGAAGCGGUCGAAGAAGGGACGGCACCACUAAUGGUUGGGAACCAAGUUCUCAAAAUCGUGUCCAACGAGACCCUCAACGAAGACACUGGCCAGAUCCAGCCGGGCGCUUAUCCGGGGUUUCUGGUGGUCGGAAUGCAACCCAAGCUCGAGGGUCACGCGGUGGUGGUGCGUUUCACCGCCAAGAUUCCUGUGGGAUUUGCGUUUGUUGGCGCGACAAAUCCGGGGUAUAGUGUUGACAAUCUUCUCUCAGCAGCGGGAACGGGCAACGCGGAGCACUAUGCCUUUCGUUUUACCGCGCACAACAACGAUGUAGAUGCCCCAGCAGUGCACAUUUGGCUCAGUGGCCCCACGGGGGCAGCCGUCACUUACUACAUCUACGCGCUGGAGCAAGCCAUUGUGCUUGAGCAUCCUCUAGCGCAGCAGCUCUGCGAGCUGGCCAGGCCAUGGCGCCUCGACCCUUUUGCCGACCAAACCCGGGAUGCCGAGGUCUUUGCUGCCUGUAAACAGCUAACAGCACACCUCACAAUUCAAGGCCUGGUCCUCUUCAUCACGAGCACACCCGUACAUACGCUUCGCCAGCUCACGACGCCGCGCUCGCUGCACGCAUGCUUGGCUGUGGCCAGCUUUCCACGCUCUGCUUUUCGGCGCAACUUUGAGGGCUUUCCUCGCCUUGUGUCCGACGGUUUGCUCGCUGGACUUGGUGGCCACGCGCUUGACGCAGUGGAGGCAUGGAUCUCCUCUGGUCAUGGGCGCUGGGCAUUGUCUGCAGCCCAGGCAGAAGCCUACGCUCGGCGCCGGCACAAGGACGAUGCAGAGGCGACUGCAGUGUUUGGCAUCACGGUGCGCUCUGGGGAGGAAAUUGUUGACCGACACAGGACGGAGCAAGGCUAUUCAUCCCUGCAAACCAGUGUAGCAGCUGGCCUGGGGCGGAUUGCUCGACCUUGGCCCAAUGAAGUGUGCUUGGAUCCCAUGUGUGGUGCCAUGACCAUUGCCGUGGAAACAGUGACCGAGUUUCCCGAUGUGACAUUCUUAAACUCCGACAUUGAUCGGGAAAGCCUCGCAACUGGCAAAGCCAACGUCAACGCCUGCCUGCCUCCCUCUGCCCAAGCUCGUAUCCUGUCCUUUUACGCGUCAGCUCGUCACCUGCCCUUGGGUGUGGGCGCCGUCGACCGGGUGGUUUGUGACAUGCCUUGGGGAAAGCGCUGUAGCAAGCCCCGUUUGAUGCGAAAGCUAUAUCCGUUGUUGUUGGUGGAGUGGGCACGGGUGGUUCGUCCUGGGGGUCGAGCCUAUCUGCUCACGAUGAUGCGCAAGUGCAUGGAGAUGCAUCUGACUACCUCCACCAACUGGCAGCAGCUGGACCGCCGCCAGUGUAACGUGGGCGGUAUCAAAGCCUACUUGUACACACUCGAGCGCACGGACGCUGUCGUGGACCAGAAUUAG
Monosiga brevicollis MX1 is the source of this 1893-nucleotide messenger RNA. RefSeq lists its product as uncharacterized. Gene Ontology annotation, molecular function: tRNA (guanine) methyltransferase activity. The record is from RefSeq and is a predicted model, not a curated record. The transcript has 6 exons. Bases 1 to 1893 code for a protein of 630 amino acids. Gene Ontology annotation, biological process: tRNA methylation. NCBI's taxonomy places the organism in Eukaryota, Choanoflagellata, Craspedida, Salpingoecidae.